AUGGCUGAAAACAUACCUAACACACUCAUACCGCCAUCGCGCCUUGUCACCUACCAGGUCCACAAGCAGCUGAAGCUCAAACGCGCUUGGAACAUCUUCACCUCAUCUCAUCUAGUUUUCAGUCGUAUUCGUGCAUUGCCACCAGCUCCUGCAUCUGGGCAUUGCCAGGCCAUUUCUGAAUGUUUUGACUCAGUUCUACUGGUUGAACAUCUCAAGAUUUUCAAAAAUUGCAGCAAUGGCUUGCUAGAUAGCCUCCGACUUGCACAUGUGCACGUCAUCUUCAAGUUGCCACCCCAGUAUGGCAUUCCUCUGCACUCCUUGCUGUAUGUUGAGUGGUACAUGCUCUUCCUGCAGGUCGAUGGCAUUAGCCAGCUAUUUCAAGUCAGUUGCUCGACACAGAACUGCUGA
Phanerochaete carnosa HHB-10118-sp is the source of this 408-nucleotide messenger RNA. RefSeq lists its product as uncharacterized. The coding region runs from base 1 to 408 and encodes 135 amino acids. The transcript is spliced from 2 exons. NCBI's taxonomy places the organism in Eukaryota, Fungi, Basidiomycota, Agaricomycetes, Polyporales, Phanerochaetaceae. The record is from RefSeq and is a predicted model, not a curated record.